Andrographis paniculata is the source of this 2319-nucleotide messenger RNA. RefSeq lists its product as uncharacterized. The transcript is spliced from 9 exons. Gene Ontology annotation, molecular function: protein binding. The record is from RefSeq and is a predicted model, not a curated record. Lineage: Eukaryota; Viridiplantae; Streptophyta; Magnoliopsida; Lamiales; Acanthaceae. The coding region runs from base 28 to 2025 and encodes 665 amino acids.
AAAAACGGAAAAAAUAGCCCCAAAGCUAUGGGUAAGGCACCAACGGCAGCGGCGACGCCGGAGAUGAAGAGGAAGAAGAAGGGCCGCCCUUCCAAGAACCCAUCUCCCGUAUCUACUCCCCCAAACUCCUCAGUUUCGAAUUCCACCAGUCGCCGAUCCACCCGACGGAACCCUAAUAAUUUCAAUUCGCCGCCGCAGUCGGAUUUUGAGGACGACGAGGACGAGCGCAAGGAGAAGAAGGUCAAGCUGGUCGUCCGGCUACCUCAAUCGGACGAGAAGAGUAAGACUGGUGAGAAGAAUCAGCUGCAGCGACAUUCUCGAGGUUCCGAUUCGGAUUCUGGCUCGGAGUCCGAGGAUCGGGAUGGGCCCAUGAAGAAACGCAAAAUUAACGGCGUCGAUGACAGAUCUGACGACGGAGAGUUGGAUCAGGAUAAAAAGCCUGUGAUAGCGACUGAUAUUCCUCCAAAAGGGUCGCCAUUAGAGUCUGGUCCCACAAUUCCUUUGCCAGACAAAAAGUUGUUGGUCUUCAUUCUUGACAGGCUUCAAAAGAAGGACACUUACGGGGUGUUCUCUGAGCCCGUUGAUCUCGGCGAGCUGCCUGAUUAUUUGGAAAUAAUAGAGAAUCCGAUGGAUUUUGGGACUGUGAGGGAGAAGCUUGAAACUGGUGCUUAUAAAAAUUUGGAAGAAUUGGAGUCUGAUGUGCUUUUGAUAUGCUCAAAUGCGAUGCAGUAUAAUGCUUCAGACACAGUCUACUAUCGACAGGCCCGAGCUAUUCAAGACCUUGCAAAGAGAGACUUUGAGAACCUUAAGCAUCAAGGCGAUAAUGGGGAACUGCAGCCCAGGGUUGUGCGGCGAGGCAGGCCUCCAAACAGCAAGAACCAGAAGAAGUCUGCCGAAACAUCUCCUGGAGAUCGUGUGGAAAGUUCUGCCACUGAAGUUUCCACGGGCGUUUCACUCGCUAAUGGAGAAGACAAACCAGCUGGAUCCAAUUCUUACAAUCUUCGAAAGAGCCCUGGGUUAUACAAGUUUAAGUCCACGGAUCCUUUUGUGUCGAACAACAGACCUAGAAAUGGUGUCUCCGAGUGGUUGGCUGAUUGGAAUGACGAGUUUCCAGCAUCAAUUCUAAGGGCCGACAUGAAGCAUACAAAAAGACAGUUUACAGUCGAUGAAAAUAGGCGAGACACCUACAAGCAGUCACUAUCGUUGAGCAACAAUUUACCUGUAUUUUAUAACUCUCUUGGGAGCAUAAAGCGACUAGCACCGGUCGGCUUUCAAGAAGCCCUUGCUUAUGCAAGAAGCCUGGCUAGAUACGCCGCAAAUCUUGGACCUGUAGCUUGGAAACUGGCUUCAAAGAAGAUAGAGACUGUCUUACCUGCCGGCGUCGAAUAUGGCCAUGGCUGGGUCGGAGAUAAACAAGCACCUUCACAGCUAUUCUCACACCCAACUGACAAGCAGAAAGCAGUUAAUAGUGUUUCUGUCGACUGCAAUUCAGGCAAACAUAUAUCCCCCCAGGAUUCUGAUGCAAGUCCUACCGUUGCAAGUGGGCUUUCUGCAGAAGCUGUCAAGAAACUCAACAGUCAAAAUGAGCUAUCUAGACGAGGCAAUACUGCUAUCCAUCAAUCCUACAGAAACGGUUUCACUGGAGCUCUCGGGUAUGAUGUAUCUGCAGCAGCUCUGGCUAGAGAAGCAACACCUGGAAAUUCGAUGACUGAUUCUCAAAUGAUGGGAAGUACGUCGAGGAGUCACAUGCCUGAGCAGGUUAAGUUAUCCGAAAGUGGCAAUAAUGUGCCACAGGGACAUCUAAACGUGAAAACUGAAGCCUCCGAUUUGCAUGUGAAAACUGAAGCCUCUGACACGAUCAUGGAAGCUGAAGUGAAACCUCAACAGGCAUUUGCAGAGCAGCAAAGACAUUCUCUUUCUCGCUCGGUGCCUCCUGACUUGAACACGAUCGUCCCUACAGGUUCACCUAGUUCUAGCUUACAGAUCAGUUCGCCCCGACAGCCAGAUCUGGCAUUGCAACUCUGAAUCUUGAUUUUGAUCCAUUUUCUAAGGUGCAGGCAGAGUUUCUGGAAAAUCUUGAUGUUUGGAGGUGACAUGGGCUUUGCCACUCUGAGAGAGAGAUUGUGUGUGUGUGAGAGAGUGAGAAAGAGCUUAGAAAACAUUUGUGUACAGAUGGUGUAUCUAAUUCUUUAGGUUAAACUGAAAGGAUGUUCUCUGUUAACUUUUAUAAAAUUCGAUGACAGGGAGAAGCAGGAAAAAGGAUUAUGUAUCUGCUUAUGAUUAUUGUCUAAUACAUAGAUCUGAUACCCUUUGAUUAAA